Messenger RNA from Pelodiscus sinensis (Chinese soft-shelled turtle), 3011 nucleotides. It is a transcript of the gene CLK2, whose product is annotated as CDC like kinase 2. Gene Ontology annotation, molecular function: protein tyrosine kinase activity; protein serine/threonine kinase activity; ATP binding. Gene Ontology annotation, biological process: regulation of RNA splicing; peptidyl-tyrosine phosphorylation. The record is from RefSeq and is a predicted model, not a curated record. Lineage: Eukaryota; Metazoa; Chordata; Testudines; Trionychidae. Gene Ontology annotation, cellular component: nucleus.
GGGGGGGGGCAGAGAAUAGUACAGGAAAGAGCAGCCAGGUCCUGCCAGCAGAGGGUCUGUGCACCAGCCUAGGGCUCGGCGCCCAGCGCGGAUGUCCUCGUACACACAGCUGAUCCAGAGACAGGAGGGAGCAGCCCAGACCCCUUCGCUUUUCCUUGUUUGGAAAGUUUCCUUCUACCGUUGGGCUCAGCUGAGAGACUCAAGCUUGGCUGUGUUGGUCCCAAGCUGGCGCAUCCUGGCCCUGUUCCUCUGAGGACCUGACUCUGACCUUGCCCUGGGUGCCCCGAAACGCCGCACCCUCUGCCCAGAAGCAGGAAAAUUGUUGUGACUCCCAGACUCCCUUGGAUCCUUCCACUCUUCCAGCCUGCAGCAUCCAGACUCCUCGCGGCAUUGCCCUGGGGCUUUGCCACCUCCAGACAGUACUGAAGGGCUCCGUGAGCUCCCCCAAUGUUUGUAGCCCUUCCCUGGGUAGGCAGCAUUUGAGAGCCCCAUCCAGCCGCACCAGGAAGCUCACCUUGUGCUGCCCUCAUGCAGAGGCUCAGAGUGGAGCUAGCAGCAGAAGCUGCAGGUGGGUCUGAUGAAUGCUCGAUGGAUGUAGCGCAGAGACCGGAGGCUGGGCUUAGCUUCCCAGGGCUGCUGAUGCCAUGUGCUGGAUAACUGGGGGUGUAGGCCCAGAAUGGGCAGAGGCCGCUUCGUUGUUGGUUUCUCUGAAUUCUGUGGGAGCCCUGCUGUCAGCACGAGAUGGAAGGGAAACACAAACCGGGAAACAAACGAACCAACGUGCGGACAGGCCCAGUGUCCCAAAGAGAGUUGAGGAUUCUGAGCCCUGCAUCCUUGCUCCCCCCACGCCAAGGCUAGUUCAUCCCUGCUCUUGACCUGCCGCAGUACCACCCUGGAAGCUGCCUCUCCCGUGCCGUGUGCUCAGAACGUUGUUGACCGUCUGGCCUUCUGCUCCAUCUGUCCAUCCCCCCCUGACUGCACUGGCUCCUCUUCAGAGCUUUCCCCUCUGCCCAGUGCUGCUCUGCUCACCCAGUGGAGCCCUGUGGUUCCUGCACCCCCGUGUCGCCGCCCACGGCACAGCCCACCCCUCAGAGCUGGUCAGAUGCAUGAGAUUUUGGUACCAAAUGGGCUGUGGGGCAAAUUGAGACAUUUCCAGAGAGCAGAGGACCCUGCAAUGCAUUCUGUUCGCAUGCUAGGGCAUGAUUCUGGGCACCACGUUUCAAGAAAGAUUUGGAGAAGCUCCAGAGAAGAGCAACAAGAAUGAUGAAAGGUCUAGAGAACAUGACUCAGGAGGGAAGAUUGAAAGAAUUGGGCUUGUUUAGUUUGGAAAGGAGCAGACGGAGAGGGGACAUGACAGCGGUUUUCAGAUGCCUCACUCCCGAAGAUACCGCUCGUCGGAGCGCAGCAGCCGUGGCAGCUAUCGCGAGCGCUACAGGAGUCGCAAGCACAAGCGGCGGCGGACGCGGUCCCGGUCGAGCAGCAGCGCGCGUGAGCGGCGGCGCCGGCGGGAAGCCAGCUACCACGUUCGCUCCAGGAGCUAUGACGACCACUCUUCGGACAGGCGAGCCUAUGACAGGCGCUACUGUGACGGCUACAGGCGGAAUGACUACAGCCGUGAACGAGGGGAUGCCUACUACGAUGCUGAGUACCACCACUCGUACGAGUACCGGCGCUCCCGGGACCAUGACGGCAGCUACCGGAGCUGCAAAAGCAGCCGGCGUAAUAAGCACAGGCGGAGACGGCGCCGCAGCCGGUCCUUUAGCCGCUCCUCGUCGCAGCGGAGUCGACAGAGCAGCAGAAGGGCCAAGAGUGUGGAGGACGACGACGAGGGGCAUCUGAUCUAUCGCGUCGGCGACUGGCUACAAGAAAGAUAUGAGAUUAUUAGCACCCUAGGGGAAGGCACGUUUGGCAGAGUGGUGCACUGCGUGGAUCACCGGAGGGCGGGUACCCGCGUCGCUCUAAAAAUCAUAAAAAACGUGGAGAAGUAUAAGGAGGCUGCUCGGCUGGAGAUCAACGUGCUGGAGAAAAUCAAUGAGAAGGAUCCAGAGAAUAAGAACCUGUGUGUGCAGAUGUUUGACUGGUUCGAUUACCACGGCCACAUGUGCAUCUCCUUCGAGCUGCUGGGCCUCAGCACCUUCGACUUCCUGAAAGACAACAACUACCUGCCCUACCCCAUCCACCAAGUGCGGCACAUGGCCUACCAGGCGUGCCAGGCUGUGAAAUUUCUGCAUGACAAUAAACUCACCCACACGGACCUCAAACCCGAGAACAUCCUCUUUGUGAACUCGGAUUAUGAGCUCACCUAUAACCUGGAAAAGAAGCGCGAUGAGCGGAGUGUGAAGAGCACGGCCAUCAGGGUGGUGGAUUUUGGCAGUGCGACGUUUGAUCACGAGCAUCACAGCACCAUCGUCUCCACCAGGCAUUACCGAGCCCCCGAGGUCAUACUGGAGCUCGGCUGGAGCCAGCCCUGUGACGUGUGGAGCAUCGGCUGCAUUGUCUUCGAGUAUUACGUGGGCUUCACCCUCUUCCAGACUCACGACAACCGGGAGCACUUGGCCAUGAUGGAGAGGAUCCUGGGGCCGAUUCCUUCCCGGAUGAUCCGAAAGACCAGGAAGCAGAAGUAUUUCUACCACGGCCGCCUGGACUGGGACGAGAACACCUCUGCAGGCCGCUACGUCCGGGAGAACUGCAAACCGCUGAGGCGGUACUUGACGUCUGAGGCGGAGGACCAUCACCACCUCUUCGACCUCAUUGAGAGCAUGCUGGAGUACGAGCCCUCGAAGCGCAUCACCCUGGCUGAGGCCCUCAAGCACCCGUUCUUCGACACACUGAACACAGAGCCGAGCACAAAAGUGUGGGACUCGAGUCGAGACAUCAGCCGGUGACGUGGCGGGUGCCCGUCUCUCCGAUUCUAGCCCCCGUGGAGGCCUGUGUGAUUUCUAUUUGGACACUUGGUGCUUUUUUUAUACAAAAAAACAAAAACAAAAAACAACCAACAAAACCCCCGAGCC